Apodemus sylvaticus (European woodmouse) is the source of this 3065-nucleotide messenger RNA. It is a transcript of the gene Jph1, whose product is annotated as junctophilin 1. The transcript is spliced from 6 exons. Gene Ontology annotation, cellular component: plasma membrane; endoplasmic reticulum membrane; sarcoplasmic reticulum. Lineage: Eukaryota; Metazoa; Chordata; Mammalia; Rodentia; Muridae. The record is from RefSeq and is a predicted model, not a curated record. Bases 144 to 2126 code for a protein of 660 amino acids.
CUGGAGCCGAUCAGCAGUGCGAGCUGCCCGGGGCGCAGUCGUGAGCUCGCCCGACGGGCCCCCACCCCCGAACUACAACCUGCCGUGCCAGGCUCUGCCCGAGUCCGUGCCCCCACGGGGAGCGCGCCGGGGCUGCCCCCCGAAUGACGGGCGGAAGGUUCGACUUCGACGAUGGCGGCACCUACUGCGGCGGCUGGGAGGAGGGCAAGGCGCACGGGCAUGGCAUCUGCACGGGGCCCAAGGGCCAGGGAGAGUACUCUGGCUCCUGGUCGCACGGCUUCGAGGUGGUCGGAGGCUACACCUGGCCCAGCGGCAACACCUACCAGGGCUACUGGGCGCAGGGCAAGCGGCACGGGCUGGGGGUGGAGACGAAGGGCAAGUGGAUGUACCGGGGGGAGUGGUCACAUGGUUUCAAGGGGCGCUACGGGGUCCGGCAGAGCCUGUGCACCCCCGCCCGCUACGAGGGGACCUGGAGUAACGGGCUGCAGGACGGGUACGGCGUGGAGACCUACGGGGAUGGAGGUACCUACCAGGGCCAGUGGGCUGGAGGCAUGCGGCAUGGCUACGGUGUACGCCAGAGUGUGCCCUAUGGCAUGGCCACGGUGAUCCGCUCCCCACUGCGCACCUCCCUGGCCUCGCUGCGCAGUGAGCAGAGCAACGGUAGCGUGCUACAUGAAGCUGCCGCCGCAGCUGCAGACAACCCGGCUGGCACAAGAGGUGGCUUUGUGCUCAACUUCCAUGCGGACACAGAACUGGGCAAGAAGAAGGGUGGCCUCUUCCAUCGGGGCUCCCUUCUCGGCAGCAUGAAACUCCGCAAGUCCGAAUCCAAGUCUUCCAUCUCCAGCAAGCGCAGCUCGGUCCGCAGUGAUGCAGCCAUGAGCAGAAUCAGUUCUAGCGAUGCCAACUCCACCAUUAGCUUCGGUGAUGUCGACUGUGAUUUUUGCCCUGUGGAAGAUCAUGUGGACGCCACUACCACGGAAACCUACAUGGGCGAGUGGAAGAACGAUAAGCGGAAUGGCUUCGGCAUCAGCGAACGCUCCAACGGCAUGAAAUACGAAGGCGAGUGGGCCAAUAACAAGAGGCAUGGGUACGGCUGCACCGUGUUUCCUGAUGGCUCCAAGGAAGAGGGAAAAUACAAAAAUAAUAUCCUGGUCCGUGGAAUAAGGAAGCAGCUUAUACCAAUAAGAAAUACAAAAACUAGGGAGAAGGUGGAUAGAGCAAUCGAAGGCGCACAAAGGGCGGCGGCUGUGGCCAGAACCAAAGUGGAAAUAGCAAACUCAAGGACUGCACAUGCCAGAGCGAAAGCUGAUGCUGCUGACCAAGCUGCCCUGGCUGCUCGCCAGGAGUGUGACAUAGCAAGAGCUAUGGCCAGAGAGCUAUCACCCGAUUUCUACCAGCCAGGCCCUGAUUAUAUCAAACAACGAUUCCAGGAGGGGGUAGAUAUUAAAGAAAACCCAGAAGAAAAGGUCCCAGAAAAGCCUCCCUCACCAAAGGAAUCUCCUCAUUUUUAUCGCAAAGGCACGACACCCCCCAGGUCUCCUGAGGCAAGUCCCAAACAGAGCCACUCUCCUCAGUCUUCCUCCCCAGAGUCUGCGAAGAAACAAAACCCCAUUCCAGGGGCAAAACUCAGUCAAGAUAAACGGAGCCUAGCUGAGGAGCAAGUGACAGCCAUUGUUAAUAAGCCCUUGAUGUCAAAGGCUGCCUCAAAGGAACUGGGAGCAUCCGUGUCCAAGUACUCUGGCCGCCACUAUGUCCCCAAUCCCAGCAAUGGGGAGCUGCACUCUCAGUAUCACGGCUACUAUGUGAAACUGAACACACCUCAGCAUCCUCCAGAAGACAGGGAGGAUGACAGCAGAGUCAUCCAGUCUUCCUCAGCAUUGGUACCUAGGCAAUCACCUAACAAGUGGGGUCCCCCUAAAUCUGUGACAAAACCAGUUGCCAAAGAAAGCAAAACUGAGCCAAAAGCAAAGAAGUCUGAACUUGCUAUACCAAAGAAUUCAGCAAGCAACGAUACCUGCCCUUCUUUGGAAAAAGAAGCUAAUUCCGGCCCUAAUUCCAUCAUGAUUGUCCUGGUCAUGCUGUUGAAUAUUGGGUUGGCCAUUCUUUUUGUUCACUUUCUGACUUGAUUGGAAUUAGGAAAGCCCCAUCCGGCGAAGUUCUUGGCAUUGGCUUCUCCAUCUGUCCUAGCAGAGUGUGACUAAACGGGAGUUGUAUGGACCUGCAUAUUUUUUUUUGAUGGAAGUCAACAGCUGCCUUACUAUUUUACCAUCUGACGUUUUUAGUAGGGAGCUGGGAAGAGAAGACUGCCAGAGGAAUUCAGUCUGAGGAUUGUGUUGCGGUGGGCGUGGCUCCAACAUUCACUCCUAUCUCAUUAGAAGUAGGUAGCAGCAUCACUCAGCAGUCUUCUGCUGUGACCUGCUACUUUAACAUCUCCUGGAAUGUUCUGGAAGGGAAUGUUUCAUUUGCUUGUGCACGACUCUGCUCAUUUCUGCUGUUUAUUUAAAUAUGAUGUAUAGUCAUAUUAAAAUAUGUGCAGUCCUGGAUGGAUGAGAACACACAGGUUGCAUCUCAAGGAAAAGCAACAACAAAAGACUAGUUAAAAAAUAUAUAGUAUUUAUUUUAAUAGCAAUACAUUGUUUUCAUGUUGUUUAUUCCUUUCAAACCUAUAAAAGGUUAUUUAUCUUUAAAAUAUAGUGAUCUGAAGGUAUUAUACCUUCCAAAGAUGUAAUUUAAUUUUAAAUAUUUUUUAACAUCAUUGAGGUGAAUUUUUGAUGCACUCAGGAGGUGCUAAAUUUUAAAAGCUGAAAGACGACAGAAUACUAAGAAAUGUAGUCAAAAUGUUGCAUGGAUUGCAGUAAUCAGUGGUUAAGGGUUCGGUUUCAUUGCUGACGUAUGUUACAACCAAAUAAAAUCUUGUCAGUGGCUCUGUUAAUUCCCAUGAAAGUUAAGCAAGAUCUAUUAAUAGCUACUCUUCUAUUUCUCCACCCCACCCCCAACUCGAAUUUUGGUUGAAUGCCUUCAGGUAGACAGUAAAGCUUUGUUAAGUCACUGCUCCUUCUCUGCCU